UCACCGCGACCAUCGACCAUUCUGAAGCACGGCCGGCCCGCUGGACGCGGUUCGUUUGCGUCGUCACGAGGCGGCGUGUGUGUGCGUGUGGAGCGGGGUCGCUCCGAGUGACCAGCGUUUCUUGGCGAGUCCACUUCGCAUUUUCAGCGACGCCCCCAAAUUCCGUGCCGAGUGUUCGCGGACCCUCCGGGACGGAGAGGUGGAGGAGGACUCGGCAGCGCCGCCGUCGACACGCAGCUCCGCCGCCACCGUCGGUCCGUGACUCCUGCGUGUCUGUGACGCCAGGCUGCGGACGCUUCUGGACGAGCUCUCCAGGACCCAGAGGCUGCGGCAGAGCAUGGGCAUAGGGAUCCGGGCCAAGGCUGGGCGUCUUGGCUGAAGUGUCCGGACAGUUGUCACCGCCACAUCCAGUGCCUGGCCUCGCCUCGCCUCGCCCCGCUCCCACGCUCGCAGCCAUGUCCACCGCCGUCGACGUGGCUGGCUCUUCCUCCCCAGACCAGCCGCACAGCAGCGGCAAGAUCCCCCACGAGCCUCUGAGACCCAGCCUGAGGCGCUCCAGCCACCCCUACAGCCUCUCCCACCACCUGCCCUCGUCCUCCCCGGCCGCCGCCGCCGAGCAGCAGCAGCAGCAGCAGCCGGACGCCCAGCCCAAGCCCCGCCGCGCCCCCGCCUGGCCCGACAUGUGGGAGUCGCCCAGCGGGCUGCACCUGGCUCACGCCGCCGAGCUGCUGAUGCGAGCCGGACUGCUGGCUCUGACCCCGGCCGCCGCCGAGCCGACCGGCUCAGGUGCGCCCAUCGACCAGCCGGCUGCCGACCCCAGGGGGGGGAAGGGCGAGGAGCCCGAGGAGGAGGAGGAGGAGGAGGAGGACUCGGCCGGGUGCAGGACAGACUUUCAACCCUUCCUGGGCGCCUGGUUCCCCUUCAGCCCGGCUCUGCUCCCGCUGGCCGGCUUCCAGGUGGGAGGCGGCCACUUCCGGGGCGCGGCCCUGGCCGCGGAGGGCGUGGAGGGGCUGGUGGCCGAGGGCUACUCCCCCGGCUCUCUAGGCGGCGGCGGCGGUGGCGGCGGCGGGCGGAGGAAGAGGAAGCGGUGCGGGGAGUGCGUGCCGUGCCGGCGCCAGACAAACUGCGAACAGUGCAGCAGCUGCCGCAACCGCAAGCGAGGACACCAGAUCUGUAAAUACAGGAAGUGCGAGGAGCUGAAGAGGAAGCCGGGCGGACCCGGGUUCGAGAGCCGGGUGUCGGCCUUUGACCUGAGAGGGUCUGACUUUGCUUUGGGCCUGGCACAGGAGAGAAGCAGCGGAACCUUGGACGGAUAGUAGCGACGGUCGGAGGAAGCCGGGUGGAUGAUUGUGGAGCGGCCGAGCCGGACGCUCAGCGGAUCUGGCGGCUCCGGCCUGACAACGUUCCCCUCCUUUCUUUUGACAAUCAGUGAAGUGGAGAGAUGAAGGGUCGCUGCCGGCGCCGCGCUGUACAUAGUCUGUAAAUACCUGAAAAACAUUAUGUCUUUUUUUACAUCCCUUUCCAGUUUGGAUGUAUAUGGUGUUCUCCGGGCGCCGAGGAGGCGGACGCCCGGCACUUUGGCUUCUGUUGGGACGUCGCCGCGUCCCAACUUCAGUUUAGUAUAAAUUAUUUCAUGUGCAACUUGUACUGUAAAACUGUUUGCCCUUUUGAAAUAAAGCAAUUGGC
Messenger RNA from Synchiropus splendidus (mandarinfish), 1686 nucleotides. Its product is annotated as CXXC-type zinc finger protein 5-like. The transcript has 2 exons. NCBI's taxonomy places the organism in Eukaryota, Metazoa, Chordata, Actinopteri, Syngnathiformes, Callionymidae. Gene Ontology annotation, molecular function: methyl-CpG binding; zinc ion binding. The record is from RefSeq and is a predicted model, not a curated record. Gene Ontology annotation, cellular component: nucleus. Bases 456 to 1316 code for a protein of 286 amino acids.